AUGGAAAGGCUCAUCUCAGCCCUGCAGACCCAGGGAGCUGAGCAGGAUGCCUGCUCCUGGCGGCAGCUGGCCCAGGUGUGGAGCCAGGGAGGUAAACGUCCUGCGGUGAACACCCUCCUGGUGACGGCCCCGGGGGUCAAGCAGGGCCGGGCCAGGGAAGGCGAGGGGCCAGGAAAUGCCAUCCCCGCUCGGGGAGCCCCUGCCAUGUCGUCCCAGGAGCCCCCGGAGGGCAGCCCCUCUCCCCACUUCCUCGGCUCACUGGCUUCCCUCCCGAGCAACAUGGCCGCCCGGGAGGGACCACCUGCCGCAUCCGGGGACGCAGACGCGGUGGCUGCUGGUCCUUCGUGGGCCGGGUAG
This is a messenger RNA of Rangifer tarandus platyrhynchus (Svalbard reindeer), 357 nucleotides long. NCBI's taxonomy places the organism in Eukaryota, Metazoa, Chordata, Mammalia, Artiodactyla, Cervidae. The record is from the annotation of a GenBank genome assembly.